Molecule: messenger RNA, 1045 nt
Organism: Paramisgurnus dabryanus
Lineage: Eukaryota; Metazoa; Chordata; Actinopteri; Cypriniformes; Cobitidae
Gene: ptges3l
Product: prostaglandin E synthase 3 like
Biological process (GO): chaperone-mediated protein complex assembly; protein folding
Cellular component (GO): nucleus; cytosol
Molecular function (GO): protein-folding chaperone binding; Hsp90 protein binding
Source: RefSeq, a predicted model, not a curated record
AGUCACUCUCCAAACCAACCAACCACACUGAGUUUCCUCCAUUCAGUUCUGACUUCUCUAAGAGUAAAGAGACCACAUUAGCUAAAAACCUCUGAAAACAUUUAGCACAUCAACUCUACAAAACAUCAAGAUGCCAAAGAUUGUUCGACCGGAGAACUGCCAACCUGCUAAAACACUGUGGUACGACCGGAAAAAAUAUCUCACCAUCAACUUUGUGGUUCAAAACCCAAAAGAUGUGCAAGUAGAUGUCCAGGACACAAAGAUCAUUCUCAGCUGUAAAGAUGUGGAUGACAACAAUAUCUACAAUGAGAUUGAAUUUUAUGACAAAGUAUUGAAGUCUGAUUCGAGAGAGAAGGUUCUGGAUCGUACUAUUAAUGUGAUGAUAAGGAAGUAUAAAGAAAAUGUGGCAUGGCCGAGACUUCAGAAAGACACAGCUAAGCCAGCAUGGCUGUUAGUUGACUUUGAUAACUGGCGAGAUUGGGAAAAUGAGGAGGAAGAUGGUAUGGCAGAAUAUGAGCAGUACAUUGAUAUGAUUAAUGAUGUUAAACAGAAAGGUGAACCUCCUGCCAUGGAUGACCUGGACGAUCUUAGCGACUGAGUUUUACAUCGGCUCUCAAGCAGAACCUUUACAGUUCAGUUUCUGGAUGUCUACAGUAAAGAUGUUACACGUUGCCCAACAAGCAACCACAUUGACAAGAAACAAAUGUUGACUUUUAGUAAAUGUUUGCUUUUGUUUGAUCAGUGAGUUUGUUAGUAUUGGUGUAAAAUAUCCUUUAUAUUUGAUAUGUAAGGUCAUGUUUAAUUUACAAGUUUUAUUUCUGUUAUGUUCACAUUUUAGCAAAAUGUUUAAUGUUUGGGGUCAAUAUAACAAACAUAAUAGGAGGGUUAAACAAAUCUCCUUUCCUUGUGAGAAAUAACAUCAAAUGUGUAUUUUUUUCUAUUCAUGCCUUUAAAAAAGAUAUAAUCCAGGAGACGUAUGAUUGUUAAUUUAUUGUCAUAUGUUUUAUAAAGUGUUUUUCUACAUUAAAGGUUGUAAAGAUUGUCA